AUGAAAGCUAUGAUAUUUGUUGUUCUCUACCUAGCUGCCUUUAGUGCUGGAACAGAAGUGCUUAAAGGUUCUUUUUUACAGAGAGACGUCGAGAAUCUUUCUGAGUCCUUUAUUCAAACUGCUUUAAAGUCAACAACUGAAGAAAACUUUAAUGAUAUGAGCCAAAUACAAUCAAAUGUCUUUAUAGAAAGAAAAGCAACUAGCUAUGACCCUGAUGCUAUAAAAAGUAGUAGUUAA
Blepharisma stoltei is the source of this 237-nucleotide messenger RNA. The record is from the annotation of a GenBank genome assembly. Lineage: Eukaryota; Ciliophora; Heterotrichea; Heterotrichida; Blepharismidae.